AGCAAUCUGAGUUGACUUCACCAUCUUGACGACUACUGAACCGAGAGACAGCAGUUGAAUCGCUCUUGUUUAGUUGCCAGAAACGGCCAACCGGCCAGAAUGGCUACUGGAAGAGGGGCGGUCGCAAGUGGCAGAAGGGGCGGCCAUUCGGGACGAGCUACUGCUGCCCCUGCUGGCCAGGCAAAUGUAGCAGAACACAAUCUUUUGGAAAUGUCAUCGCCAGUAUCAUCUCCAGCUUCUCCAACUCCAAGCCCUCGGAAGCGAACCCCCCGAAAGGCCGCGCCCCGGGGCAAGUGGAGCGAGGAGCAGUUAUUGACGAGCGACGAGUCCGUCCUUAUCGAUGCUGACCUAGUGAAGCUCCUGGCUAGACCUGAAACCUGGGACAUUCUUGAAGAAGAGGAGAAACGUGAGAUUCUAGCUCUCCUCCCUGCCGAUACCCACCCAGCUUCAGAGCUCCUACCCGACGACCCCGACGUGAGAAUCCCCCCACUUCCGGAUUCGUUCGUUCGAUACUCCAAUAACUGGCGCGAUGGCAUUCGUCAGUUUCAACUUGAUCUUCAGAAUGGCCGAUUUGACCCAGAAUGGCUGCGCCAAGCCGAGGCUGCGCGGCGGAAACGAGAGAAUGGAGACUUUGAUACCUUCAAGGAGCGCGAGUUUGAGAAAUUUUGGGGUCAGAAGCAGCGGACUGACAUGUCUGUGGUUUCGGGGGAAAGCUCAAAAAUCAAGCUCACUCAGCUUAUUGAAGCGGGUGUCUUUUUGGUUGGGGAUGUCUGGCGGUUCUGCUACGUUUGGGGCAAGGGACCCGACCGAGUGAUUAUCGACAAAGAAAUACAUGAAAUUAAUGACCAAAAGCUUUCGUUCGUGGUCCCUACCGGUCAGCGGGUCUUUCUCCUCUCGCAUGCAGACAUCGAAGAGCGAAAGCAAGAUUCUCUCCAGAACAAUGGCUAUGACACAGAGAUCCCUCAAAAGACAGAAAAUACAACGAACGGGGCGUCUGAAUCAAAACCUCCAAAGGAAGAGCAUCGCACAGCUGAUAUCCCGGAGAAAGAGGAACUUCAACCCAUGGAAGGUCUCCAAGAAACGGAUACAGCUCUAAAGCUGGAAGAGCCAGUUGCAAGUAUCAGGCAAAAAGAUCUUACCGGUAUUGAGGCACUGAAAGUGCCAGCGGACCCAGAAGCGAAACCCCUCAAUGAGAAUGGAUCAGUCCAGGUUGUGAUCGUUAGCCCACGGCAUAACUUAACUGCGGCCGAACAGGGGUCCAAGCGACCGACACCACUUCCUGCCGUUGAGCCUCCAGCAAAACGUAAGCGCGGACGUCCUCGGAAGCGACCUCCUUCACCUGUACCAGAGGUUGAACCUGAGGCGGAAGCCGUACCUGAACCUGGACCUGGACCUGAUCUUGAGCUCGAGCGCGAGUCUGGCGUUCAAGUUAUAAUUGGUGCUAGAAACUUUGCACCUGCACGAACACAGGCACUUUCACAAAUCAUUAUCCCUCCGCUUCCGGCGGCUGCGCCCUCAUCGUCCACAAACAAUGACUCUACGGAUUUGACAGAGCCCAAGCCUGAUGGGCAUGGGGCAAUCUUUUUAUCCCGUUCACCAGCCACAUCAUUUUCUCUAUCUUCUCCAUUAUCUGAACCUCCCGGAGGGCUCAUCGAUGACUUUAACGAUGAACUUAUCGAAGAACCCAUCAUCGAGCCUUCUGCAGAGCUCUUGGAUGGGCCUACCGAAGAACCUACCGAAGAACCUACCGGAGAACCUACCGGAGGACCUACCGAAGAGACCACUGGAAAGGACAUCAAACAACCGUUCGAAGAACCGAAGGAAAUGCCUACUACUGAAGAGCCCAUUAAAAUCCACGCCGAACAGGCAGCUGAAAAGCUCAUCGAAGAGCCUCCACAACCUCCGUCGGAAUUGCAGACAACUUCCAAUGAGCCCGUCGAAAUUAUCCUAUCUAAUAUAUCAACGCCGAUGGUCUUGGUCCGUGAGAUACUCCGAAUCGACGGCCGGAAGGCGGGUAGUCGCACUUCCAAUUCAUGGAAAGAGAUUCGGUGUUAUCGCAAGAAUCAGGACAUGGGUAGUCUCUUCGACGUGAGGCAAAUCUGGUUUGCCAAGCAGAAGUGAGCGUUUACUUGCAGUCAGGACAGCAGUAAUUGACAAUGGGCGCUUCGACUCAAGACGAGCAAGGGCUCUCAUGCAUAGUGUAACAUAAUAAUUCGGGUUUGCAGCUACGUUCAGUGAAUUCCGCAGAGAUGAGGAAAAGUUUCAUUGGGCCAUAACUGAUAAUGAAGGAUGAUAUCAGCUCAUAAAACUAGUUCAAUUUAGUUGCCCAUCCCUGAUAUCACCUUCUUAGGAUGAUCAUUCAAGUUGUGGUGUUGCAAGUCUUCCAGAGCUUGAAUCAGCCCGCACUUUCAAGUUAUUCAUGGAGUGAAAUGAAUACUUACGCAUUUCCCCAGAGGACCAAGUUGAAUUUGCAAAAGCUCUCGGUGCGAAGUCAGCGUGGACUUGCCACAGGUCUAGUACAUUCAGCAUUACAUAUUCUUGGUAACAAAGCCUUCAUAAUUUAAGAGUUCUCGAGAAUACGCACCCUG
Molecule: messenger RNA, 2588 nt
Organism: Penicillium brasilianum
Lineage: Eukaryota; Fungi; Ascomycota; Eurotiomycetes; Eurotiales; Aspergillaceae
Source: the annotation of a GenBank genome assembly